UGAAGGCGUUAGAGCCUUUAAUUAUAUAUUCAGCAAUUUGAAAUAAAACUGGAAUAUGUGACAGUAAUUUCUUCUCUUUUGAUGAGUGGUCUUCAGAAUUUCAUGCCACUGUCACCCUGGGUCCUCAAGCAUGGUGAAGGAAUCAAGCAUAUUGCAAAGCCUGUUGGGAUAUCUUACAACCAGGCACACUCAUGGCGAGAGUCAACAAGACUUUUGUGCUGGCACUGCUUAUCACAGUCAGCUCCAUAUUCCUCCUGUUUCAGGUGUACUACUACAGACAGCACACUUCCAAGGGAUUUCAGACUUUAAGUGAUAAGGGACAUCUGACAGGAAAAGAGGCACAAUGGCAUUUAGUAAAGAAAUUUUUAGGACUGGUCCACAAGUUCAACAUGCCUGUGUUUUUGGUGGACACGGCUUCGCUAAGUCUGCUUUCCCAGGAUGCCGUUCUGCUCAAGGACAGCAAGAUAAAAGAGCCGCAUUGCACCUUCCUCUGCACCCACAGGGAUUUCAUCACCUUUGGUCUGCUCGGUAAUCUCUGGAAGUAUGAUAUCAGCCUGUUGGAAGCAGCAGAGGAGCGUGGCCUGGAGCUGCUAGAGAUCAGGGGUAAAGACCCAAGGCUGGUUAAUAUAGAUGACCUUACAGGUCGUGAGAUCCCCUUCCACCUGCUCUUCCGCUUAGGUGACCGCCUGGUGCAUGUGGUCGUGCUGUACGAGAGAAGCGGCAACUACCUGUGGCACGGACCACUAAGGCUUCAAUCCAGCUUGGACCGCACCUUCGCCCCUUUCAGGAAACUGGACUUUGGUCGCUUUGCAGGGGCUUUCAACAGGCCAGAUCUCAUUCUAACCACUCUAGAUGGGCUUGAUGUGCGGAUCCCCAAAAACUUUUCACACAUUCUGAACCAACAUUCCAACAGCCGCUUCCUGGAGUGCAGAUAUCGAGAGGCAGCAGCUUUCUACCAGCUGUAUCCAGAUGACACGUCUCCAGAGGCCAUGGAUUUUAGGAUGAAAGCCAAGAGUCUCCUCCAUCUUGCUGCCAGAGUUCUCACUGGUCUUGACAUCCCAUUCUGGCUGAGCAGUGGCACUUGUCUAGGCUGGUUCCGGCAGUGUAACAUCAUUCCCUACAGUAAAGAUGUGGAUCUGGGCAUCUGGAUCAAAGACUACAAGCAUGACAUCACUCAAGCCUUCCAGAGGGCUGGACUCUCUCUCAAACACAAGUUUGGAAAGAUAGAGGACAGUCUUGAGCUGUCAUACCAAGGCUUGGAUAUAAAACUGGACAUCUUCUUUUUCUAUGAGGAAGGUGACAUCGUUUGGAAUGGAGGAACACAGGCAAAGAGCGGCAAGAAAUUUAAAUACGUUUUCCCCCGGUUCAGCCUGUGCUGGACCGAGCUGCUGGAGCUGAAGGUUCGAGUUCCCUGUGAGACUCUGGACUACGUAACAGCGAACUAUGGGCCUGACUGGAGCGUCCCAGUGAAGACAUGGGACUGGAAGAGUUCACCUCCUAAUGUACAGGAGAAUGGUGUGUGGCCCAUUAAGGAGUGGGACGAUGUCAACCAGGUAUACUGAGGCAUCAUGGGAAUACAUCGUUUCAUGCUUGUUUGUGAAAAGCUGCUGAGUUAAUAUUUACAUUAUAGUUUGUGUUAAUGCUCAACAGAUUUGAGUUCUGGAUUAAUAUUGAUGAAUAUAUUCAUGUACAAACUGUAGAUUAUUGUUCUUGUUUUAACCACUAAUGAUGCUAAAAGUGGAAUUUACCCAGUUAAACAAAGAUGUGAAUGUGCUGUGUUUUUUUAUUCAUUUAACAAGAACACAAAAUUACACUGCAACUGAAAAAUCAGUUUGUGUUUAUUAUUUAAAUUUUAUACAUUUGUAACAUAACCUGAUGGUGAGUGAUGCAAAAGACUUUUAAUUGAGGCAGUCCUCUUUUAUUUGUUGGCUACAUAAAAGUCUGCUAUAGUAUUAUUAUACAUGAAUAGGGUGGCACGGUGGCUCAGUGGGUAGCACUGUCGCCUCAGAGCAAGGUCCUGGGUUGGAUUCCUAUUAAAAACUUUGAUUGACAUUAAACACUUGAACUGAUUAAUCUUGUUUGACCAGUAACUACCUGUCCUGUUGUGAAUGUAACCAAAAGUGUGUAAAACAUGACCUUAAAACCUUAAUAAAUAAAUUAUUCAUAAAUAUAACCCUCUCUUUUGAACUGUAAGCCUAGUUUUUUUUCAUGGGUAAAACCUACUGCAUUGAGGUUAUGUUGAGGUUAAAUAAAUUGUAUUUCUGA
Trichomycterus rosablanca is the source of this 2265-nucleotide messenger RNA. It is a transcript of the gene fktn, whose product is annotated as fukutin. The transcript is spliced from 10 exons. The coding region runs from base 192 to 1562 and encodes 456 amino acids. Gene Ontology annotation, cellular component: Golgi membrane. The record is from RefSeq and is a predicted model, not a curated record. Lineage: Eukaryota; Metazoa; Chordata; Actinopteri; Siluriformes; Trichomycteridae.